AUGUAAUAAUUGAGAAGGCUUGAGAAGUGAAAAAACCGAGUUGUUAGAAGGAGAUUGAAAUUGUGAAAGUUUCGCAAAGUGAUGAGGUCAAAAUUUAUGAGGAAAAUAUGAUUAUUUUAGAGACAAACUUAUAAAACGAUAUGCAGCAGCAAAUACAACGAGAUAGAUGUUCUGAAUGUAGAAAAACUGCAAGAGGAGAAAGAACUGUUAUUAAAAGAGAUUGAUUUACUGGGACUACUGAAAGUGGGAGUAAUGAAAGACCGUGAAGAAGAAAAGCACUAUCAUGGGUGCGAACGAAAAAACGGAAUUGAACAGAGAGUUACGGGAAAAUAUUCUUAAGGUUAAGAAGCUCGAAGAAGAAAAAGCGACGAUGGCCAAGAAAAUAGAGGAACUCAUAGGGACACAAAGAUAUGCAUGCUUUAAAAAGGAACAUGAAGAAAAGAUUCAAAUGCUAGAGCAACAAGAGACUGAACUGAAGGAACUAAUGAAAGCUGAUGCUCUCAAGGUUGAGAUGCUUGAACAGGAGAAAACAAUGCUUUUGAAGGAGCUUGAAGCGCUCAAGGCAGCACAAAGGGAGAUGUUGGCCGCAGCAUCACAAGAAAAAAAUAACCGGAACUAAACAUAGCAGCUGGGAAAAGGAAAUCCAUGGCAUGCAUCAGGUAGAUACCACCACAUCUGAUCUUGGUCACUCCUCCAUGGAAAGUCUCAAAACUAUAUCAGACUUAGAAAAGAUCAUCCAGGACAAAACCGGAAGAUAACCUCCAUGCAGAUAGAAAUCUCUUACAUCAAGUCCAUGAUGGCAGAGUCCGACAUUAAACUCAUUGAUAUCACCAAAGAGUUAGAGGUUAGCAAGGAUAACUGUCAAGAAUUGUCCUCCCAGCUGAAGAAAAUAGUCUAUCAGAAGAAUGAAGAGAUCUCUGAACUCAGGCGGCAAGUUGCCAAGAUGAGCGCCACAGAAAACCGCGCCAGUCAAAUCAUCAAGCUAUCAGCCAAAUAUCAAGCCAUGAUACUCAAGAGGAUUGCAGAAAUUAAGUCAAGCGCAGUAUUAAAGGAGUUAACCAAUUUCGGCAACCAGAAUUCCAACGGCGACGAGAUCCGGCGAAGCAUCGGCUCCGUAACUAUGGAGGAUUUAGAAAACUUCUUAGAAACUACCGAUAAACAUCUGAAACGGUGUUCGGAGAAACAGAUGGCGCUGCAAAAAGAUCGAGACCGGCUCACGGAAGUCAACAGAAUAAACGAAUCGGAGAUAAUCAACAUGAAGAAGUUCCUAACGGAGAUGUCCGUCAGUUUCCGAACGUUUACUACGGUGAAAGAAGUUUAUAACCAGAAGCUGUCUAAAGUCGUGUCUCUACAGAGGACAGUGAGACGGGACAUAUUGAGUUUAGAUGGACGGAUAACGGAAGCUACUAUGUGUAAAUUAGAACGUGGAUACGCCGCGGUGAUGCAGGAUCUUUCAGAGUGCGCAAUGAAUUUGGAGCGCUGGGUGGACCGGAGCGUCAGCAGAAUGCUAUCCGCGGAGAAAAUUAAGCAAGCAUUCACUAGCGACUUAGAACAGGCUUCACUUUCCACGAACAACUAUCAGAAUGCGGCGGUCGAAGUGCAGUUAAGUGAGUUAGAGAACUCCUUCCAGAAGCUUCUGUCAGAGAUUGGUAGAGCGCAGAAGGGCGAGGGCGCAAGGAGUGCCCAAGAGGUCACGAUCAUGGAGGUCCGCGCAGAGUACGAGGACAAACUCAACAGAAUGAAGGCUAAAAUGAAAGAGCUGUUCCACGAGGAGAUGGGUAGACUGAAACAGAAGCAAGCGGAUGAGAUAGCGAUACUUGAACGGGAGUUAGCGAAGUGUAAAGAAAAGAUGGCCGAGUCGAGUAAAGCGUACGAGGAGCAUAUCCGGGCGCUCACGACGGAGCUCUGGAGCGUGGGAGAGAAGUUUCUGGUGAAGCAGGAGGAAGCUGAUUGGUUGAGGAAGAAGCAGUCGGGAUCGCUUAUGUCGUUACAGCAUGUGCAUUCGUCUGGUUUACAUCCUCAUGGGCACGGGCAAGAAAUGUUUGGACGGCCAUCAGACACGCAUUCUCUGCGAUCUCUGCCUGUGCACAAUAAGAAAACAGAAGCCCGCGGCCUGCACAUGUCCGACGAAGAAGGCGAAGUUUUCGACAACCGCUUCCUCAAGGAACUAGCUGCCACGCCUCGCGCCUCUCUCGCUCCGGGACAACGAAUCUCCGAACUGAAGCGAAGAAAUUCGCUCGUUCCACCACAUCUGAAGAGUUCCUACCCUGCUGAGAUGCAGUUUGCACCAACGCUUGAAGAGGAGGACAUUAAGUGUGCCAGUACAAGCUUCUCCAUCGGCCGUCAGCAACGGAAAGAGGUCGGCAUUACCGCCUACAAGAAGCCCGGGCCACCCACACCAAGCAAGCAAGCCGGCCGUCUCUCCGCCACGGAUUGCGAGCUCCGCGAGUCGCUGCGAGUGGACGCGGACCCGGGCCGCAAGACGAGCACGCCGUCGCGGAUCCGAGCGCUGUUCCGCUCUAACAGGAACGAUACUGAUGUGGUAACGCCUCGCAGUCGAAGAUUUAGUAGUAUUUUCAGAAAGAAAUAAUUACUAACUGUGAUUUGUCUUUUAUAGCCAGUGCCUAUUGUCGGUUAUUUUAUUAAUAAUAAUUAUAUGAUUAUAAUGCAAUUUCAUUAAAUUAUUGACA
Messenger RNA from Leguminivora glycinivorella, 2690 nucleotides. RefSeq names its product nuclear mitotic apparatus protein 1-like. Lineage: Eukaryota; Metazoa; Arthropoda; Insecta; Lepidoptera; Tortricidae. The coding region runs from base 764 to 2590 and encodes 608 amino acids. The transcript has 9 exons. The record is from RefSeq and is a predicted model, not a curated record.